AUGGCUUGGAUGGUAGCGGACCAGGACGUUCAUCAAGUAAGGACGCGGCUUGGUGUUCCCGGAUUAGCGGCUGCUCUCUUCGAGAGGAACUCCGAGAACCGCAUCGUCAAGUCUGACAAGGAGUUGUACCAGGAGAACGACAAGGAUGGACUGCCGCUGGUUCUUGUUGGAGUCCAGCAUACUGUUACCGGAGGCAUGGCGUGGUCACUUCGCGACAACCAAACUGGCCGUCCAUGUUUGGCGGACGGAGCGAAGAUGUCGACUGCUCACAUCGGUGAUACCAUGCACUCGAUUUCAGAAGAGACGAUCGGCGCAGAGGAAGCCGCUCGCAUAUCCGGCAGCUCCGGUAACGAGGCUGUGGAACAUCAGCCACUCUCCGCCGUACCUUCAGAACCCGUAACCCAAUCUGACGCUGUCAGCCCGAUGCAACAAUCUACUCACUGGGUGUAA
This is a messenger RNA of Alternaria triticimaculans, 450 nucleotides long. RefSeq lists its product as uncharacterized. The coding region runs from base 1 to 450 and encodes 149 amino acids. NCBI's taxonomy places the organism in Eukaryota, Fungi, Ascomycota, Dothideomycetes, Pleosporales, Pleosporaceae. The record is from RefSeq and is a predicted model, not a curated record. The transcript has a single exon.